Messenger RNA from Cynocephalus volans (Philippine flying lemur), 2494 nucleotides. RefSeq names its product ADP ribosylation factor GTPase activating protein 1 (gene ARFGAP1). The record is from RefSeq and is a predicted model, not a curated record. Gene Ontology annotation, molecular function: GTPase activator activity. The transcript has 14 exons. Gene Ontology annotation, cellular component: Golgi membrane. Gene Ontology annotation, biological process: regulation of endocytosis; regulation of ARF protein signal transduction. NCBI's taxonomy places the organism in Eukaryota, Metazoa, Chordata, Mammalia, Dermoptera, Cynocephalidae. Bases 151 to 1419 code for a protein of 422 amino acids.
CGGAGCCCCGGGCCUUCUCGGGCGACCCCGCCGCAGCCGUCCCCGCCGGGCCCGACCUGCCUCUUUCGGACCCAGACCCGGGCUGGACGCGCAGCCGGCCAGGCCCCUCCGAGGUCGCGCUGGGCUCCCGGCUCCUGAGAAGUGAGCAUCAUGGCCAGCCCAAGAACCAGGAAGGUCCUUAAAGAAGUGAGGGUGCAGGAUGGGAACAACGUGUGUUUUGAGUGUGGUGCAUUUAAUCCUCAGUGGGUCAGUGUGACCUAUGGCAUCUGGAUCUGCCUGGAGUGCUCGGGAAAACACCGCGGGCUUGGGGUGCACCUCAGCUUUGUGCGCUCUGUGACUAUGGACAAGUGGAAGGACAUUGAGCUGGAGAAGAUGAAAGCAGGUGGGAAUGCUAAAUUCCAAGCGUUCCUGGAGUCUCAGGAGGAUUACGACCCCUGCUGGUCCUUGCAGGAGAAAUACAACAGCAGAUCUGCAGCCCUCUUCAGGGAUAAGGUGGCCGCCCUGGCUGAAGGCAGAGAGUGGUCUCUGGAAUCAUCACCAGCCCAGAACUGGACCCCCCCUCAACCCAGGACGCUGCCGUCCACUGCCCACCGAGCCUCUGGCCAGCUGCAGAAUGUGACCACAUCCUCAGACAAGGCUUUUGAAGACUGGCUGAAUGAUGACCUCGGCUCCUAUCAAGGGACCCAGGGGAAUCGCUACAUGGGGUUUGGGAACACAGCGCCACCUCAGAAGAGAGAGGACGACUUCCUCAACAAUGCCAUGUCUUCCCUGUACUCGGGCUGGAGCAGUUUCACCUCCGGAGCCAGCAGGUUUGCUUCAGCAGCUAAGGAGGGUGCUACAAAAUUUGGAUCCCAAGCAAGUCAAAAGUUUUGGGGUCACAAGCAGCAGCCAGAGCCGGCUUCGGAGUUGGGCCACAGCCUGAACGAGAACGUCCUCAAGCCUGCCCAGGAGAGGGUGAAGGAGGGAAAGCUUUUUGAUGAUGUGUCCAGUGGGGUUUCUCAGUUGGCAUUCAAGGUCCAGGGAGUCAGCAGUAAGGGAUGGCGGGACGUCACCACCUUUUUUUCUGGGAAGGCGGAGGACCCCUCAGAUAGACCCCCUGAGAGCCAUAGUUACCAAAACAGCGGCGAGGACAACUUCCAGAACAGCACCAUGGGCCAGAGCUUCUGGGAGACCUUUGGGAGUACAGAGCCCCCCAGGGCCGUCAAGUCCCCGAGCAGCGACAGCUGGACAUGCGCAGACACCUCGACCGAGAAGAGGAGCUCAGACAGCUGGGAAGUGUGGGGCUCAGGCUCGGCGUCUAACAAGAACAGCAAUAACAGCGAAGGCUGGGAGGGUGGGGAGGGCAGGGCCAGGGUGACCGGGAGGGUAGCGCCCUCGUCUAUGCCUGCAGAUGAAGGCUGGGACAACCAGAACUGGUAGGGCCACCGCACCGAGCCCAGUGGGUGGCUGCUGUUUGUGCUUCGCCUUCGUUCCUCCACUCCACCACAAGCAGCAGCUGCAGCCUAAAGACGGUGCCUCAGGCAGGACCUGACUGCUGGGCAUGGGGCGGCUCAGCCUGCAGGGCACCAGUGAGAGGUGCGUGCCAUCCAUCCCGCAUCCUCCCUUGGGACCCUCCAAACAGCCUUCUCAGUUCUGGCAGGGUCCGGUUGGCAACAGGCAGGGAUCCUGCUGCUGCCAGGAGGCGGGCUGUGCGUGCAGGCCCUGGAACCGCAGUCCCAGGCAGAGCUGUCAGCAGCCAUCCAUUUUCCUUGAAAUGCUCUUUUAAAUUUAUAGGUUUGCUCUAGAUCUUUUCUUUUUGAAGAAAAUGCCUUGACUUUUAAGGAUGGAAACACUGAAAGCGAUACCGGAGUUUGCACUGCCAUCAACCCCCUCCUCCCGUGCCCAUGGUUCCCUGCAGCCUGUGCUCUGGAAUCCCUGCUGCCACCCCAGGGGCCUUCCUGCAUCGGCCCUAUGCAGCCCCUGAUUCACCUGCCGAGCCCUCUGCAGCUGGCUGCCUCAGUGUAUGAGCAGCUCUUGGGGGUGCCCUGGACUGCUCAGAAGCCAGGGGACAGGAGUGAAGUGUGGUUGGGGGCAGCCAAUAUCUGCCCUUCCUGCUAUGUCCCGAUGUGUAGGGGCCCGCUGGGGGAAGGGCCAGGCACAAGGGCAGGGGGCUCCCUGGACCCCUUCCCGGGUUCAGAAGCAGCCAGCAGCCUCCCCCUGAGUCUCCAUGCAUGGUGAGCCAUGACAUCUGCAGAUCUGGCAGGCACAUGUGCCUGUGGCCUUGUUCCUCCCAUACUGGCCUCUGUCCUCAAACCCCGUCACUCACCAGGACUCUGAGCCUGUUGGACAGUGUGAAGUGACUGCUGUGGGUAGCAGCCUGCAGACUGACGACCACCACAACAGCCUGCCUUCCCCCAGGACUCCACAGCUGUGUGGCUGCGUGUGCUUGGGCCUCAGUCUCCCCACUCUUCUCCUGUCUGACCCCCAGUUUAAGCAGCAGUGCAUGCACCUGAAA